CGCCCCGCCCGGAUAUCCGCCCUGCGGGCACUGUCCGCUGCCAGGCAUGUCGCUGUGCGAGGGCUUGGGCUGCGGGAGCUCUCUGCUCUGGCCUCGGGUGUUGCUCUUCGGAGACUCCAUCACCCAGUUUUCUUUCCAACAGGGUGGAUGGGGCGCGUCCCUGGCUGACAAGCUGGUCAGAAAAUGUGAUGUUCUGAACCGUGGAUUUUCAGGCUAUAACACCAGAUGGGCCAAAAUCAUCCUCCCCAGGCUCCUCAGGAAAGGGAACGUUUUGGACAGCCCAGUCGCCGUUACAAUUUUCUUUGGUGCCAAUGACAGCGCGUUAAAAGAUGAGAACCCCAAGCAGCACAUCCCCCUGGAGGAGUACGUGGCGAACCUGAGGAGCAUGGUGCAGUACCUGAGGUCCGUGGACGUCCCCGAGGGCCGGAUCGUGCUCAUCACGCCGCCCCCGCUCUGCGAGGCCGCGUGGGAGAAGGAGUGCCUGGCACAAGGUUGCAAGUUAAAUCGCCUGAACGUGGUGGUUGGUGAAUACGCCAGCGCCUGCUUACAGGUGGCCCGAGACUGUGGGACUGACGUGCUCGACCUGUGGACCCUGAUGCAGAAGGACGGUCAGGACUUCUCACCCUACUUGUCAGAUGGACUGCACUUAUCACCAAAGGGAAACGAGUUCCUCUUCUCCCACCUCUGGCCUCUGAUAGAGAAGAGAGUGUCUUCCCUGCCGCUGCUGCUCCCUUACUGGCGAGAUGUGGCCGAAGCGAGACCAGAGCUCAGUCUUCUCGGAGACGGGGACCAUUAGGCGCGGAGCACGAGGCUGGUAGGGACACGACGCCACCCUGUACCACGCCCUCUGGUCAGAGUUGUGUCUGCUCAGGCCUAAACCUUUGCUCAUGACCCUGGACCGAAACCCUGACAUUUGUACCAGGAAGAAUAAACGCAUUGUGCCUUCCCGGGAAGCGCU
This is a messenger RNA of Myotis daubentonii (Daubenton's bat), 958 nucleotides long. It is a transcript of the gene IAH1, whose product is annotated as isoamyl acetate hydrolyzing esterase 1 (putative). Gene Ontology annotation, molecular function: hydrolase activity, acting on ester bonds. NCBI's taxonomy places the organism in Eukaryota, Metazoa, Chordata, Mammalia, Chiroptera, Vespertilionidae. The record is from RefSeq and is a predicted model, not a curated record.